Messenger RNA from Priceomyces carsonii, 687 nucleotides. RefSeq names its product Rmp1p (gene RMP1). Bases 1 to 687 code for a protein of 228 amino acids. Gene Ontology annotation, biological process: maturation of 5.8S rRNA from tricistronic rRNA transcript (SSU-rRNA, 5.8S rRNA, LSU-rRNA); nuclear-transcribed mRNA catabolic process, RNase MRP-dependent. The transcript has a single exon. Gene Ontology annotation, molecular function: rRNA primary transcript binding. Gene Ontology annotation, cellular component: ribonuclease MRP complex. Lineage: Eukaryota; Fungi; Ascomycota; Pichiomycetes; Serinales; Debaryomycetaceae. The record is from RefSeq and is a predicted model, not a curated record.
AUGAUAGAUUUAGAUAGUUCAACACUAUCAGAUCAAUUGACAAACGAGUUUUAUAUACUCCACUUGAUAUAUCAUAGGAAUCGUAACCAGCAUAGGUUACUGACUUGGUGGAACUACUUGAACAUUUUGCAUCGCAAAUUGCGGAAAGUAAUUAAGCUACUAAUAGAUGUGAAUAGAAUUUCAAUCGAUUCAAAGAUUCAAAGUAAAAACAAAGAGAUACGGGAAGUCGUGAAAUAUCUUGUUAAAAAGAAUAUAUUAAAAAAAUGUUACUACGAAUUCAAUAACAUUAUUACUUUGGGACAGUUCGUCAAUCUUGGCUUAACUUUAAUUGGUAGUUUGAGCAGAAUUCACUCUUUGUUUCAACAAUACAAAGGAACUAAAGAAUUGAUAGAAGAUAACUCCUCUAUAAGUCACUUAGUGAAAAAUUAUGAACACCCAGAAGAUGACGUAGGGGAGAUUUUGGAGUACGAUGUUAAUAAUUACCCACAUAUCUCAAAACAGGCUGUCGUUCCCAUUCCUGUUAAAGAAACUGAAAUAGCAAAGGAGCAGAACAAUGAAAAGUUUGACGACUGGGAACAAUCUAUUAAAAGAAAUAGUUCGACUUUACUUGAUAACUCACCAGUGAGCGGACGUCGUUCACGAAAGAAGAGAAAGAAGAAAAGCGAAAUAGAUGAAAUAUUUGGUUAA